AUGAAACCUCCGUCAUCUCCUUUAUCGCCUUCAUCCAGUCCCUCACCGCCAUCCACAUUCCCGUCUCCUUCAUAUCACGUCCCUUCCACGACCGAACCUUCACUCGUCCCCAGCUUUUCCACACAUCCCAUGACUACCCGUAGUCGGGUUGGGAUCACAAAACCCAAUCCCAGGUAUGCUUUGUCUGUCGUGUCUUCAAUCGUGUCACCAGUUCCCACUUCUCAUUUAGAUGCUAUAUGGGAUCCUAAUUGGAAGAAUGCCAUGCUUAAUGAGUAUAAAACAAUUAUUACUAACGAUCCUUGGGAGUUUGUGCCUCGCCUUUCGGGUGUUAAUGUUAUUCGAUGUAUGUGGGUGUUCACCCAUAAAUUUCAUGCGAAUGGUUCUCUUGAGUGGUAUAAGGCACGUUUGGUUGUAAAUGGCAGAUCUCAACAGGUGGGAGUGGAUUGUUACGAGACUUUUUCACCGGUGGUGAAACCAGCAACGAUCCUUACAGUUCUGACACUGGCUCUUUCUAAAAAAAUGGGAUGUUCGGCAAUUGGACGUGAAAAAUGCUUUCCUUCAUGGGCACCUUAA
Messenger RNA from Cynara cardunculus var. scolymus (artichoke), 573 nucleotides. RefSeq lists its product as uncharacterized. The transcript has a single exon. The coding region runs from base 1 to 573 and encodes 190 amino acids. NCBI's taxonomy places the organism in Eukaryota, Viridiplantae, Streptophyta, Magnoliopsida, Asterales, Asteraceae. The record is from RefSeq and is a predicted model, not a curated record.